Messenger RNA from Fusarium sp. VM40, 2751 nucleotides. NCBI's taxonomy places the organism in Eukaryota, Fungi, Ascomycota, Sordariomycetes, Hypocreales, Nectriaceae. The record is from the annotation of a GenBank genome assembly.
AUGUCAAACGUUGUGAUGAGGCGGAAAAGACCAAGAGACGACAGCGUCGGCCAGAAUACCUUCAAGGGAAAGCGGAAGGACGAGUCGCUUACGCAUGAUGAUUAUACUGUGGGAUGGGUCUGCGCACUUUCAGAGGAGCAGACUGCCGCCACAGCGAUGCUUGACAGGGAACAUCCUCCCUUAUCGAAACCAUCAACUGACAAUAACGCAUACACGCUGGGGUCUAUCGGAGAACACAAUGUUGUGAUCGCUUGCCUUCCACUGGGUAUGACUGGGAUCGCUCCCUCGGCUGCAGUCGUCAACUCCAUGGUUGCCACUUUUCCUCGCAUCAAAUUUGGCCUGAUGGUUGGCGUUGGCGGCGGUGUGCCGUCAAAAGAUAACAACAUUCAACUUGGCGAUGUCGUGGUCAGUACGCCUGUCGGCACAUAUCCUGGAGUUGUGAAGUGGGACUCUGGCAAGAUCACCGGGAUUGACAAGUUUGAGCGAACUGGCUCGCUCAAUAUGCCUCCCAAGUCCUUACUUACAGCAUUGACACUACUCAGGACACGGCAUGCUAUGGGAAGGUCCAUGAUUUCGCAGUAUCUCGAAGAGGUCAAACAGAAGUCGAGUGAAUUGGCUUCCAUGAUUUGUCGGACCGAUUCACUUCAGGAUCUGUUAUUCAAGUCCAGUUACAGCCACGUGGAGCAGCCCGCUUUGGACGAGGAUGAAGAGGAUUACAAAAAAUACGAAAGCUGUCACUUUUGCGACAAGAGUAUGAUUGUAAAAAGAAACCCUGAGAAAUCACCUGUCCACUAUGGUCUUAUCGCAUCAGGAGACAAGCUCGUCAAAGAUGCUGCUUUCCGGAAUAAACUUAACAAAGAACUCGGAGGCCAUGUUCUGUGUGUUGAGAUGGAAGCUGCAGGUCUUAUGAACGAGUUUCCUUGUCUUGUCAUACGAGGUAUCUGUGAUUAUGCCGAUUCGCAUAAGAACGACGAUUGGCAGGAAUACGCGGCAAUCAGGGCUGCUGCAUUUGCAAAGGAGCUUCUUCAAUAUGUUCAAGCAGAUGACAUAGAGAAAGAAAGGCCUGUGAAGGAUAUACUCGAAGAAGUUCAAUCCGUUCUGAAUGGAUUACAAGAAGAUGUCGCUCAGAUCCACUCCCGGCAAACCAGACAAGAGGAUACCAAGGUCCUUGACUGGUUAACGCCAGUCGACUAUGGCUUGCAGCAGAGCGAGAACAUUAACACUCGAGAACAAGGAACUGGUCAUUGGCUUAUUGAGACUGAGGAGUUCCAAACCUGGCUAUUGACAAAAGGACAAACCUUGUUUUGCCGAGGUAUUCCAGGAGUUGGAAAAACAAUCCUGACGUCAAUCGUGGUUGACAAUCUCAUCUCCAACUUCCGCCACAACUCAACCAUUGGCAUCGCAUAUAUUUACUGCAAUUUCCGACGGGUGGACGACCAGGCAACCCAAAAGCUCCUCGGAAGUCUUCUCAAACAACUCGCCGCAGGCUUACCCGAUUUGCCGAUAGAACUAAAACGCCUCUAUACCAAUCACCAACCGGGGCGAACUCGUCCGUCUCCACAGGAAAUACUUUCGGCUCUGGGCUCAGUAGCUGCGAGAUUCUCCCGAGUGUUUGUUGUUAUUGAUGCACUCGAUGAAACUGGAAAUGAACGAGAAGACUUUCUGACCGAGCUAAGUCGCCUUCAGCAACAAAACCACAUCAACCUGUUUACUACCUCACGCCACGAUUCCAAGAUUACAAAUGAGAAUGAAGAGCUGUUCAGGAAUCUCACCAAGUUGGAAAUCGUUGCAGCACCAGAUGACCUACAGGCUUAUGUGAGAGCCAAUCUGAAGUGGUUACCUCCUAACAUUCGAAACGGAACAACGUUACCACAGGAUAUCGUGGCAGGGAUCGCGGAAUCUGUGGAUGGAAUGUUUCUCUUAGCUCGAAUCUAUCUGAACUUGCUGAGCUUCAAAAUCUCCGUUACUGAGAUCCGAAACCAAUUAGAGGCUUUCCAGCAGUGUGGCAAACGCCGAGGCACAGGCAACGCUGGCACGCCUCUAGCCGAUGCUUACAAACAAACCAUGGAAAGAAUCAAUGGACAACAGCCAGAACACACAAUCCUUGCCAAAAAAGUGUUACUAUGGAUUGCCUUCGCCAGAAGAGAGCUUAAGGUUAUCGAGCUUCAACAUGCCCUGGCUACAGGCAACGAACCGCAGGUGGUCCAUGACCAAGAUUUGCCCUUUGUUGAGAAGAUGGUUGCUGUGUGCGCCGGGCUCAUAACAAUUGACGAGAAAACAAACGUUAUCCGGCUGGUUCAUUUUACUACCCAAGAAUACAUCAACCAACAACCUGACCAGCUACUCCCAAUGACGGAGCAGUACAUCACCAGGACCUGUCUCAACUAUAUAUCCCUCAGCGGCCUCAGGAUCCUUGAUGGGGACCCCUUGAGUGGUAUGACAGAUUUCCUCAAACAGGUCAAGUACCACCCCUUUUACAAUUAUGCAGCACAAAACUGGGGACAUCAUGCUCGUGAUUCACCAAUAUCGCAGCUGGAACUUGAGAGUUUUGUCUUAGAGACAGAUGUCCAUACAUCAGCGAACCUGCUAAUUCUUACUGAAUCUAUGGUGAAUCAUCUAUUAUCUCGUCGUAUGGGCAAACAAGACUUGAAGUCCUUCACAAAGCUCCAUGUGGCUGCAUAUUUCGGACUGGCAAAUCUUGUAGAGGAUCUCAUUCGAGUAGGGUUCGAGAUAGAUCCAUGGUUAGUCUAA